GCGUUUCCACCAAUCAGCGGGCGCCAGGUCAGGAGACAGCGGGGAUGAGACAAGAUGGCGGCGAGAGGCGGCAAGAACGGGAUUCUGGAGAAACGCCCCGUCCCGACGAGCUCGCGCGCAGAAGCGAAUGCAUACUGGAAAAUUGACGACAAGCCAGUAAAAAUUGACAAAUGGGACGGAUCUGCAGUUAAAAACUCCUUGGAUGAUGCGGCCAAAAAGGUCCUACUGGAGAAAUACAAGUAUGUUGAAAACUUCUCCCUCAUCGAUGGCCGCCUCAUCAUCUGCACCAUCUCUUGCCUCUUCGCCAUUGUGGCCUUGGUGUGGGAUUACUUGCACCCGUUCCCCGAGUCAAAACCUGUCCUGGCCUUUUGCGUCAUAUCUUAUUUCCUGAUGAUGGGGGUCCUCACCGUUUAUACCUCAUACAAAGAGAAGAGCAUUUUCCUUGUGGCCCACAGAAAGGAUCCCACUGGGAUGGACCCCGAUGACAUCUGGCACCUCUCAUCCAGCCUCAAACGGUUUGACGACAAGUACACCCUGAAAGUCACCUUCAUCAGUAGCAAGAGCAAGCAGCAGCGGGACGCCGAGUUCACCAAGUCGAUAGCCAAGUUCUUCGAUGACAACGGCACAUUAGUCAUGGACUUGUUUGAACCCGACGUCUCCAAACUCCAUGACAGUUUGGCUGCGGAGAAGAAAAUGAAGUAAAGAGAGAACAGUGGGGGGGGGGCCUGUCUGUCGAGUUAUGCUUAUGAGGGAUAAUGCAGAAGCGGUAUUUGAGAAACAAAAAAAUAAUGUUUACCCUCCCCCCCCUCGGCUUGGGGUUUUGUAAAGCCACACAUUUCGCUAGCAAAGCUGCCAUAGACCGUGGCGUAGGCCCUUUCUGAUAGGCCAAUGACAAGGUUCUGUUCUAAAUACAAUACAUUCAUCACACCGGAUCUCCAGAGGAUUCUGGGGGUCUCAACAUUCCUUCAGUCUCUUUUUGUAGAAGAAUUCCUAGUAAAUAAUAAGCCACGUUUUAUCCACGUGUCUCAUCAGUCCGUAACACCCCCAAACCCACCAAACGAAUUUAAAAAGCUUCAACUGCCCCUUUUUUUAGAUGACAUUUGAAUGCGAUUGGUUACUGUGGGGUGUUUAUAUAAACGGCUUUUGCCACGUGGAUAAAGAACGGCCACUGACUCAAACACACACACCGCUGUCAGAAUAGCCAGGCGGUGCCCCAGGUGCUGCAUACCUGAGCCCACCUUACUCUGCUAAUACCGCCACUCCCACAAUCCUUUGCUCGGGGAAUGGGGGAGAUUUUUUUUAUUUUUUUGGGGCGUUUCCAUCCAAUUUCGCAGGAACUGCUGCUGGUUUCAGAAUGGAUUCUAUAGGGACAUACGUCAAUGUGAGUCCAUGUAUAGUCUCUUCUUCAUUGCAGGAUAAGAGAAGCUGUCGUUUUCAUUUUAGCCAUGUUACAAAGUCAGUUCUUGCCUGUUACAGACUGUGUGACUAUUUUGUCUUUAGUUAUAAUACAGAUUUACUUAUGGAAGAUUUAAUUACCGCCCUCCCCUGUCAUCCUGCAUGCCUCACAGGCAACAAUACAGACCACACUCUGACAUCAGCAUUGAUACAUUUUAUUGUUCUGUGCAAUAACGCAGAAGGUCCACCCUGACCCUUCUCACUCUGAUGACAUCAGCAUGGGUAAA
This is a messenger RNA of Rana temporaria (common frog), 1682 nucleotides long. It is a transcript of the gene SPCS2, whose product is annotated as signal peptidase complex subunit 2. The coding region runs from base 55 to 702 and encodes 215 amino acids. NCBI's taxonomy places the organism in Eukaryota, Metazoa, Chordata, Amphibia, Anura, Ranidae. The transcript is spliced from 6 exons. Gene Ontology annotation, biological process: protein targeting to ER. The record is from RefSeq and is a predicted model, not a curated record. Gene Ontology annotation, cellular component: signal peptidase complex; membrane.